Molecule: messenger RNA, 1499 nt
Organism: Drosophila suzukii
Lineage: Eukaryota; Metazoa; Arthropoda; Insecta; Diptera; Drosophilidae
Gene: Dysb
Product: dystrobrevin binding protein dysbindin
Biological process (GO): negative regulation of protein kinase activity
Cellular component (GO): cytoplasm
Source: RefSeq, a predicted model, not a curated record
AGCUGAUUCUUUAUUUACCAAUUAAUUUUCGAUGGAAAACGCCAGCAAGGGAGACAAUUAGAAAUUUUUUAAAUAAAUACAGAUCAGUGGCCGCAAAAUGUUUGGGAGCCUAAAAAAGAAGCUGAGCAGUGCGAUUCAGGAGGGCCUGGUGAUAUCGGAGAAUCUGCAGCAACAAUAUCGCCAGCGUGUCAGUUCCGGAAACUCGGGGAGCACCCAGACCAGUGGACUUACGACUCCCACAUCGCCACUGGGGCUCAACGAGAGUCUGUCCUCCAGCAGGAGCAGUAGCCUCUCCCUAAGUGCUCCCUUCCAGCUGACCGACGGUGUACCUAGCCAUCUGAACGUGGCAGCGGGCUGCAGUUUGUUGGCCAAGUACGAGGACGACUGGCAACAGAUCCAUGGGGCUAACGAGGAGAAUGCGGAGAAGGCCGCGCAGAUUGCCUCCCAAAUCUCCGGAGUUCAGAACAAGGCCAGCAAUCAGCGCAGGAUCAUCAGUGAGCUGAACAGCAGUCUGGCGGGAAUUCCCACGCUGAAUGCCCAACUGCAAGCUAGCUCAAAGGUCCUUAACGCCCUGGAACAAAUGGGCCAGCAACUGGAGGUUGAGCUGGAGAAACUGGAGGAUCUGUGCGAAGAGUGCGAGCUCCAGGAGUUUAUCCUCGAGCAGCAGUUCCAGCUGUCGCGACACAAGCAGAGGAAGCUCAACGAACUGGAGCAGUAUCGCCAGCAAAUAGCCUCCAAGCAUCAAUCCAAAAUCAAUGAUCAGGAGCAGAAGCUAUUGAAACUGCAGAGGGAACGGCAAGCUGUCUUUGACGAUGCAUUCCGCGGCGACAUGGAGGAGUACAAACAGCACGGCCAGCUGACCAAAAUUCAAACCACCAGCAACAAGUUGGCUUUGGAGGAAGUGGUCCUUGAGGCAAACGAAGUGGAGACAAAGGAUGCUCUGGAGCAAUUUUUGAAUGGAUAAUUUACGUACACCCCGCAAAAGACUCACUUUUGUGCCUUUCAGUGCAAUAAGCAGUGUAAAUUGUUGAAAUAUUCUAUAGGGGAUUCCAGAUGUAAGCCUGCGUUUGCCAAUACCAAAAUAUUUGAUACUGCUUUUGAUAUUUGAAAAGUCGUAGCUACAUCUUAGAAACAGAACCUAUACAAAGGGUUUUUAGUUUGAAAUAUUAAGUUUCAGUGCCAAACUGAUUUGUAUAUUAUAAUUCGAAAAAAUUCUCUUUUGCCAAAAAUUAGCUGAAAGUAUCAGCAAAACCUGCAGGACAAAACAUGUUUUGAGAAACAAACGCAAAAUCAAAACGAAUCUUCAGGAAUCCCCCAUAUAUUUACAAUUUACAAAAUUAGUUGAUGUGGCAACGACACUGGGUGUUUUGACAGCAUUUCAAAUAAGCGUUGUUUUUAUUAUAUUAAUUGUAUUUCGAUUGUACACACCUAAGUACCUUCAGAUGCCUUGUAUUUUAUAUGAAUAUAGAAAAUAUUAAAAGAGACGAACAUGUUUAUGA